UAUUACUCAACUGGCAAGUGAAAGGCUAGCUGUAAACAUAAGGAAGAUGGACUACAGCUUUUCAUAAAACUUGGGAACAUCAUCAUUUCUUGGUAUUUUACUUGCAUGGACACGAUUCGAGCCAUCGUUUCUAGAGGUCGCAGAGGUCUGAACAGAAAUGAAGGUUAUGGACACAUAGAUUUGGCGGAAAUUACUGACAGGUUAAUUGCAACGUCAACACCGGCAGCUGGUCUUCAGAAAGUCUAUAGGAAUGACGAACAUGCGAUUUUACAAUACUUGUAUGAUAAAUAUUCAGACAAGUGGAUGAUCUUUAAUUUAUGUGCAGAGCGUAGUGUUUAUCACCACAAGCUAUUCUUACCAAGGUUGGAAUUUUAUGGGUUUGAGGAUCACAAUCCACCUCCCUUCGUACUGUUAUGUACAAUCAUCGACAGGAUGGCAGAAUUUUUGAGCCGAGAUCCGUCUACAAAGUUGAUAAUCCAUUGUAAAGCAGGAAAAGGUCGAACAGGAACGGUGCUGUGUAGCUACCUAAUAGCACACGAAGGAUGUACAUUCGAUCAAAGCAUUGCACUUUACACUAAAAAGCGUAUGAGACGAGGAAGCGGUCUUACUAUUCCGUCUCAAAUACGUUAUGUCCGUUACUUAGAAGCAUGGUCUCGACUUCGAAAACAGCAGCCCUCAUUGAACAUUGAAACGUUAGCCUUAGCAAAAUCAGUCCUGAAAGAAUUUGUUGUGGAAUCCAAAGACUGCCCUAAGCUUACUAUUUCGCUAUAUACAUUUGCUUCGGACAAUAGAUGUCAAAAAUUACCCUUAUGGACCUCUUGUAAAUGGCGACAAUGCACGGAUUCUACUCAAGCUCAUCAAUGGACUUUACUCUGUGACUUUCCUUCUUCAAUCAAUGAGUUUAUGGUUAGCGUCAUCCCUAAAGCUUUUCGUGCUUUUCCUCGCCAAGUACAUUUCUGGUUUCAUACCCAGCUUCAUCCAUUGCUCUUGGGAGCCACCAACGGUGACGCCUCGUUUUCUGAAAAGAGUUUCCCUAACAAACCUGAAUCAUUCAUAACUUGUCACUUCUCAUGGACAGAAAUGGAUGGUUACCAAUCUAUCAGCACUCCUUAUUUUCACCUACUUUCUCUUCGUUAUAUCCUUAUGUAAAAAAACACCCAU
Molecule: messenger RNA, 1161 nt
Organism: Schizosaccharomyces cryophilus OY26
Lineage: Eukaryota; Fungi; Ascomycota; Schizosaccharomycetes; Schizosaccharomycetales; Schizosaccharomycetaceae
Product: phosphatidylinositol-3,4,5-trisphosphate3-phosphatase
Exons: 1
Coding region: 106-1149 (347 amino acids)
Biological process (GO): dephosphorylation
Cellular component (GO): cytosol
Molecular function (GO): phosphatidylinositol-3,4,5-trisphosphate 3-phosphatase activity
Source: RefSeq, a predicted model, not a curated record